UAUCAAAGAGCCGCAUAGAAGAAUUAGUUGUGCCUAAAAGAGAGAAAUCUUAAAUCAUCAAUACCAAGUAGACGAUGAAAGUCCAAUGCCUACUGCUUUUGGGUUUGCUGCUCGCUGCUACAGCAGUUGAGUCGGCACGUACCCGGUUCCGUCCGCGCAUCGUUGGUGGCAUCCCGAUCGAUAUCACUGAGGCGCCGUUCCAGAUUUCGCUGAUGCACAACAACCGUCAUGCGUGCGGUGGUUCUAUCAUUUCGGCCGAAUGGAUCCUAACGGCGGCGCACUGCGUCGACGGUACAACAAUCGACCAGCUGUCGGUGCGAGCCGGUUCGACGCUGAAGGCACGCGGUGGCUCGAUCCGCCAGAUCGAGGAAUCGAUCAUGCACCCGGACUGGGACGAUGGCUCGAACGAUUCCGACAUUGCGCUGCUGAAGCUCGCCGAGCCGCUGGAGCUGGACGACGAACGGAUCAUGACGAUCGAGCUGGAGCCAGCGGGCGCACCGGAACCGGCUCCGGGCACCCGAUCCACCGUGACCGGCUGGGGAGUCACACUAAGCUCCCUCCAGUCGAACCGGGUACUGCGGUCGACGGAUGUUCCGAUCGUUUCGCGUAGUGAUUGUGGCGUGGCGUACCAGGGCUUUGGACCGAUUACGGAGCGUAUGAUUUGCGCCGGGUUCGUCACCGGUGGACACGACUCGUGCCAGGGCGAUUCGGGCGGUCCGCUCGUGGUGGACGGGCUGCAGGUGGGAGUGGUCUCGUGGGCCUCCGGCUGUGCCCGACCGGGUUAUCCGGGUGUGAAUGCGCGCGUUGCCUCUGUCCGUGAAUGGAUUCGUGAAAAGAGUGGUAUUUAAGGUGUCUCCGACAAUCUUUCUGAAGACACAUUAUAUUCAAUAGAAGUAAAACAGCCAUACGGUAUCAAUAAAACGGAGCAGUAGAAAUCAUUUAGUCACGUUGU
Messenger RNA from Anopheles coustani, 952 nucleotides. Its product is annotated as trypsin-1-like. Gene Ontology annotation, biological process: proteolysis. The coding region runs from base 75 to 848 and encodes 257 amino acids. The record is from RefSeq and is a predicted model, not a curated record. The transcript has 2 exons. NCBI's taxonomy places the organism in Eukaryota, Metazoa, Arthropoda, Insecta, Diptera, Culicidae. Gene Ontology annotation, molecular function: serine-type endopeptidase activity.